AUAACGUUAGUAUUAUGUGUAUCAAUAAGGUAACACUUGUAGUAUAAAUAGACACAUUUUAAAUGGAAACCAUUAUUAUUGAGUUUCUCCUCAAAACAUCAAAAUGGCAGCUAAAGUCACCCUUGUCUUGUGCGGUUUGGUCUUGGCCAUACAGACUGCAUUCGCCCAGUACGCUCUUGGAAACUCUGUGGUGGAAAACAAUGUCGUCGUUAACAGCGGAGCUAACGCGUAUGGCUUGGCUGGAGGACUGGGUGGUGCUCUGGGUGUGACUGGAUUGAACAAUGGUCUGGGACUGGGCUUAGCUGGCAAUGGAAUUGGCUGGGCCAAUGGUUUGGCUGGAGGCGCUGGACUCGGUCUGGGCAACGUAGCGUUGGGAGGGCCAGGCUUCAUCGACCUGGUCAGUCUGUCUGCCGGAGGAGUGUUGCCGAUCUCCAGUGUGGGCCCCGUCGUCCCAGCCGGCCUCAACGUGGUGUCAGACAACGCGAUCGAAGGCGCUGUGCUGGUCAGCGGUCAGCUGCCGUUCUUGAGCGCUGUGGCCUUCGAAGGAGCCUUGGCUUCAGCUGGUUCCGGAGCCUCUUCUUGCGGCUGCGGUAACGGCAACAUUGGCAUCGUCAGCGAGACCGGAUCUACCGCUCUGCUGCCAGCUGCUGCCGGACUUGGCUUGGGUGCUGGACGCGGUCUGGGUGCCGUUGGUCUAGGUCUUGGAGGACUUGCAGGUGCUGGCCCCCUUGGCCUUUAUCUGUACCCAAGUCCUCCAAGCCCGGCCAGACCACCCAGCGCGCCCAAGCCACCAGCAGCGUUCUCACUGACGAUGCCCACAUUCCCAGUGCCACAGCCGCAAGACGCAGCCCCAGCACCACCAGAUGCUAUCGCGCCUUCGAUGCCCACAGCACUCAAGAACGGCAACACAACAGUAAUAGUAGAAGGGGCUAUAGGCCCAACGCUGGUCACCGGGAAAACUCCUCCGACAGACAAACUGCCUAGAUUGAGGAACGCUGGGCUUGCUACCACAGCAUUACCAAGACCAAGAUUUUGCCCGGCACCUAAGCCGACACCAGCCAAACCAAAUCCAGCAUCCAAGUUAAGACCGCUUCCCAAACCUAAGCCCAAAUUAGCUAAGCCCGCUCCACCCACUUCAACUCCAGGCACACUGACGAGACCCAAUCCAUUGGCCACGCCAAGACCACCAUUCCAUCCCAAUCCUCCUAAGUUACCGCCCAAUCCAGCGCCAACGACUUCCACUCCAGCCGCGGGGACGCUCACAACGCCCAAACCACUGGCCAAGCCUAGUCCGCUCCCAGCAAAACCGUAUGCGCCUCCCAGACCAAGUUCAUCAGCCCAGCCCAGUAUAAAAGAACAAGCGUACAGCCAAGCCCUAUUGGGUGGAUAUGGUCUGGGUCCUCGCGCUUCAGGUUAUGGAAUCGGCGAAGUCGAGGUGGCGGCUGUUGAGGUCGACACCAUUGGCGGCUACGGCUACAACAAUGGCUUGGCCGGACUUGGCGGCUUCGGACUGGCUAACACUGGUGGAUUGGGAUUGGUUAACGCUGGUGGCUUGGGAUUGGUUGGCGCUGGCGGCUUAGGAUUGGCUGGAGCUGGACUCGGCAUCAACUCUGGACUCGGCCUCAACUCUGGACUCGGUCUUGGACUUGGCGGCUACGGCGGCGUGGGUAACGGCGCGCUCGCCGUCGGCGGAGAGCUGCCAGUUGCUGGCACCACGGUCGUCACUGGCGCCGUGCCAGUGCUCGGCGCUGUGAGCUUCAGCGGCAACUUGCCAGCUGCUGGCGCCGUCUCCAUCUCCGGCAACUGCGGAUGCGGUGGUGUGCCAUACGGAAACUAUUAAUAGGCGUGAUUAAAACUAAAUAAAUUUCAUCAAAUAUGUAUCUAAAAAUAA
This is a messenger RNA of Plodia interpunctella (Indianmeal moth), 1891 nucleotides long. Its product is annotated as elastin-like. The record is from RefSeq and is a predicted model, not a curated record. The coding region runs from base 104 to 1840 and encodes 578 amino acids. NCBI's taxonomy places the organism in Eukaryota, Metazoa, Arthropoda, Insecta, Lepidoptera, Pyralidae. Gene Ontology annotation, biological process: multicellular organism development; chorion-containing eggshell formation. The transcript has 6 exons. Gene Ontology annotation, molecular function: structural constituent of egg chorion. Gene Ontology annotation, cellular component: egg chorion.